AUGAUGUGGAGGGUUUAUCUAGUUGUACUCAAUUGUUUAGUGCCAUCGAUCGUCGCUCAUGUCUGCUUGAAUACCACUCAGUACAGUCCGUGUUCAUCGAACAUCGCAUGUGGCUGUUUGAUACUAGCAGGUGCAACGAACGAUGGUAUAUGCUCCUAUCUGUACACUGCAUGUUCUGAAUCGAAUGCAUGCGCUCCUGAUAAUCGAACGUGCCUGGAGCCGGAUCAUACGUGUGUACAGCAUCCACGUUGUGGUAAUAAACCAUUAUGUUUUCCAACAAGCAUGUCUACUCAAGCAUUUUGUCCGCCGAUGUCAUCGACAACAAUCGAUCCAUCGUUACCUCAUGACGGAAUAUGUGCGCAAACGAAGUGGAAGCGUGAUGGGAUUAUUGUUGCCACAGACGUUGAUGGAUCCGACUCCAAUGAAGUGCGACCGAGUGCUAUAUUCGUUGAUGAAAACGAUGCAAUCUAUAUUGCGGAUCAUGCUAACAAGCGUAUAGUUAAAUGGGAAGCAGGUGCAACAAAAGGUCAAGUUGUAGCUGGUGGUCAUGGUGACGGCAAUGCUAAUGAUCAAUUUACUGAUGUGAGAAGUAUUGUUGUUGAUAAGAAUGGCACGAUGUUCAUCUGUGACAGAGGCAAUCGACGCGUGCAACGAUGGCUUAAGAGUGCCAAUCAGGCAAGUACUGUUCUCGAUGAUAUUUUGUGCUUUGGAUUGGCUCUCGAUAAUGAAGGAUCACUUUAUAUAUCUGAUGGAGCACAUGAUCGGGUGAUUAAAUGGCCAAGUAAUGAAACUGUUGCUGGCGGUCAUAGUGUAGGAUUUGAUUUAAACCAGUUGAAUGAUCCACGACAGAUAUUCGUCGACCGACACAAAUCAGUUUAUGUGGUGGAUGGUUACAAUUAUCGCAUAGUUAAAUGGCCUGUUGGUGCUCAAGAAGGUAUUGUUGUAGCUGGUGGUAAUGGUGAAGGUGUUGGUAAAAGUCAAUUAUCGUAUCCAAAUGGCGUAGUUGCCGACGAUUCAGGUACUGUUUAUGUUCUCGAUUAUGGUAAUGACCGAGUAACACGGUGGUUUCCAAAUGCACCGUCAGGCAUUCUUAUUCUUGGUCGACCAGGUUUUAACGACCCAGAUGAUACAUCUGUCAUCUAUCGUUCAAUAGACAUGACAAUGGAUCGACAUGGCAAUUUAUAUGUUGUUGAUAUUAUGAAUGAACGCACCUUGAAAUUUCUUGUAGACAAGAGUGCUUGUAUUCAAAGUAAUUGA
This is a messenger RNA of Adineta ricciae, 1257 nucleotides long. Lineage: Eukaryota; Metazoa; Rotifera; Eurotatoria; Adinetida; Adinetidae. The record is from the annotation of a GenBank genome assembly.